Nematocida major is the source of this 987-nucleotide messenger RNA. Its product is annotated as L-threonylcarbamoyladenylate synthase. The transcript has a single exon. Bases 1 to 987 code for a protein of 328 amino acids. The record is from RefSeq and is a predicted model, not a curated record. Gene Ontology annotation, biological process: regulation of translational fidelity. Gene Ontology annotation, molecular function: double-stranded RNA binding; tRNA binding; nucleotidyltransferase activity. Gene Ontology annotation, cellular component: cytoplasm. Lineage: Eukaryota; Fungi; Microsporidia.
AUGCACGCGCAAAUAGUUCCAGUUGAGGGGAAUUUGGAAAAAAUAUCCGCAGCCUUCCAGGAGGGGCCAGUUGCAUUUCCAACCGAAACUGUAUACGGACUGGGCGCUAUCGCAUGGCGGGAGGACUUAAUCCAAAAAGUCUUUGCAGUGAAGAAUAGGCCGAUGGAUAAUCCGCUUAUUGUCCACGUCUCGUCUCUGGAGAUGCUUCGAAGGUGCAUUUCCGGGGAGAUCCCGAAAGUCUACGCGGAACUUAUCGAUGCAUUCUGGCCGGGCCCACUCACUCUGCUUUUCCCCAGGAGCACGGCACUGCCCGACUCUGUCACGGCAGGGAGUGACUUUGUAGCUGUUAGAAUGCCAAAUCACAGAGACACUCUUUUGCUAAUAGACCAUUUGGGAGAGCCCAUCGUAGGACCUUCAGCGAACAAAAGCACGCGCCCCAGCCCAACAACAGCCCAGCACGUAUUUGAGGAUCUGGGGGGAGAGAUUUCCCUAAUUGUGGACGGUGGCUCCUGCGAGGAGGGCGUUGAGUCUACAGUUGUAAAUGCUCUGUGCUCUCCCCCGCUAUUUCUUCGUCCUGGAGUUAUUUCGUACGAGGCUAUACAGGAGUUUGUUCCCGCUCUGGAGCUUCUUUCCAGUGCCGACACGGCGUCAGGAAAGAUGUCCCCAGGGACAAGGUACAAGCACUACUCGCCCUCCGCAGCAGUGACUAUGCUCACGGGGAGUCCUUCUGAAAUAGAGGAAAAAAUAGAGAGAGUCCGGGAAGAGUCCGCUGGACUGCUGGUGCCAGAAAGGUAUGCGAAGAAGGGCGGAAACCUUGUAGUUUACUCGCUGGGAGAGAGUGCUAAAACAGCUGCCCAAAGGGUCUUUGACGGGCUGAGGUUCUUGGACCGGAGAGUCUCCAAAAUAUACACGGCGCAGAUGGAGGUGGACGGAGAGGGCAGGGCUGUGAUGGACAGGCUUACCAGAGCAGCCUCGCACUGGAUGUAA